Molecule: messenger RNA, 1402 nt
Organism: Aspergillus pseudotamarii
Lineage: Eukaryota; Fungi; Ascomycota; Eurotiomycetes; Eurotiales; Aspergillaceae
Exons: 1
Source: RefSeq, a predicted model, not a curated record
UGUAUACUCGGGGGUAGCAACUGAGUUCUACUUUGAAAUAUCUCCCUCUAUCAAAAAGUAUAUAUAUAUAUAUAUAUAUAUAUUCUGGUCAAGAGGGUACACAAAACUUGUCGACUUUCAUUCCAGUGUGCUUCAUAUUGCAACACAACCACCACAUUAAUUCCUCCUUAAAUCAAGCCAUGUUCAUCUCUUCCGUGGCCAGCAAUGCCCAUAAUUUACUUACGCUAGAGCUUCUUGGUUACACAUAAUCAACCCUCACGGAUGUCAAAUAAGUACAAUUUCAGCAGAUAUAAACUAUAUCCGUCUCACCAUCCUUGUUCUGCCGCACUCAAGAGAGCUUAGUGCUGAGUUAAGAGCGAUAGUUUGAUGCCAAGAAACGGCAGAGGGUUGCAAGUGUUGCAUAACCGGUAUAGAGCGGGCUCUUAUUUUUCCUCUGGCAGCUUCUCAAAGUCAAUUGGGGGACAAGACCGUGUUAAAGGGCCGAACGAGCCCCUCAAUUCCUAGGACUCCGUACAUCUCUGCCUGAAACAACAACGUGAUUUAGCCUGCCUCGAUACCCAUUGCCAAAGUACCUAAGGCCUCAGGCCACCCAGUGACCCGUGCCAGCACGUGCAUCGCAAUUGUUCACAAACCGGACCGCCACCCGAGAUUCCCCAUACGGUGGAAGUCCAAUGAGGAGCAUCCGGCGUAUGGGGGAAUGUUGUCAUCGAUUGCUCCUCCGUGUCACCUUAGCCGUUCUCGAGCGUCCCAACAUUCAAAAUUUUGAAUUUCAUGGUUCUCGAUAUUCUAGAACCACUUUGCAUCAACAUCGGAGAGCAAUAAACGAAUCUUUUCUACCUUCCAAGAAAAAAAAAAAAGAAACCGUUCGCCCAUGCUUCCCUGUUUUUGUUUUUGAUUUAUUCUCUUUCCCUCUCUUACUUAUUCUACCGAAUUCUCCACAGCUAAUCAAAGUAGCUGUAAUUAGUUAGUGGCCACUAUCAAAGUCUGUACCUACGUUAGCUUCCAGACCUCAACGGUGGUUGGGUGUUCGAUUCAAAAAUUUCGGUUUGGUGUGAUGGUUCCACUGCGACCGAUUUUCAAACCGAUUCUCCGAUCAUCAAUUCUUGAACUCUCACACGCAUGACCUGACAGAUGUUCUCCGUGAACUUUAAAGUCUGAUCACAGACCCAAGGGGGGCUUGGGAGCUGAAACGAAAGAUGAACUACUAGUUGUAAACAACAAGACACCUGGUGAUCCAUCCAUACGGCGGCGGUGGCGGGGUGGAUGCCCGGCUUUGCAGGAAGGUAUUAUGCAGGAUUUCCGCCACUAGUGGACGGAGUAUCGCGCUUCUCCGUCUGUAACAGUUGUAUCCGUGGUGGGAGGCAAAAACCCAAAAAAAAAAAAAGAGAGAGGUCAGUCAAGA